UUUUCCAGAGCUUGAGCCAACUGCAGAGAUGGAAGCUGAGUCUUUACCUUUCUCCUUUGGGACACUAUCCAGCUGGGAGCUGGAAGCAUGGUAUGAGGACUUACAGGAGGUCCUGUCCUCAGAUGAAAAUGGGGGGACCUUUGUGCCACCCCCUGGAAAUGAGGAGGAAGAAUCAAAAACCUUCACCACGCUUGACUCUGCCUCUCUGGCCUGGCUGACUGAGGAGCCAGGACCAGCAAAGGUCACAAGCACUUCCCAGAGCCCUCGGUCUCCAGAUUCAAGUCGGAGUUCUCUGGCUCAGGAAGAAGAGGAGGAAGACCAAAGAAGAUCCAGGAAACGAAAAAAGAGUGGUCAGUCCCCAGCUCGGGCUGGGAAACAACGCAUGAAGGAGAAAGAACAGGAGAAUGAAAGGAAAGUGGCACAGCUAGCUGAAGAAAAUGAGCGGCUCAAGCAGGAAAUUGAGCGCUUGACUAGGGAAGUAGAGUCAACUCGCAGAGCACUGAUUGACCGAAUGGUUAAUCUACACCCAGCAUGAACAACUGGGACCAUCACUCCCCGAC
Messenger RNA from Elephantulus edwardii (Cape elephant shrew), 560 nucleotides. It is a transcript of the gene DDIT3, whose product is annotated as DNA-damage-inducible transcript 3. Gene Ontology annotation, biological process: ER overload response; positive regulation of intrinsic apoptotic signaling pathway; negative regulation of transcription by RNA polymerase II. The transcript has 2 exons. Gene Ontology annotation, molecular function: protein heterodimerization activity; transcription factor binding; RNA polymerase II cis-regulatory region sequence-specific DNA binding. Lineage: Eukaryota; Metazoa; Chordata; Mammalia; Macroscelidea; Macroscelididae. The coding region runs from base 29 to 535 and encodes 168 amino acids. The record is from RefSeq and is a predicted model, not a curated record. Gene Ontology annotation, cellular component: CHOP-ATF4 complex; CHOP-ATF3 complex; CHOP-C/EBP complex.